GAUGAUGAAGUUGCAGAAAUUAUUUCUUAUUUGUUAUUAAACAAUGAUUCUGAAGCCUCUGAAAUAGCCCAGACUAUAGAAAGAUAUAUUCAAAUUAUUGAUGAACCCAUUGCUACAGAAAAGGUACUCAAUAAUAAUGAAAUAAUCACUAUAGUUCAGGCUGAAAAAAAUAAUCAAGAACAGAAAAGUAAUGAUGAUAAUAAAGAACUACUUCCUCUACCCAUAAUAGCUAAAAAA
Molecule: messenger RNA, 237 nt
Organism: Racocetra persica
Lineage: Eukaryota; Fungi; Glomeromycota; Glomeromycetes; Diversisporales; Gigasporaceae
Source: the annotation of a GenBank genome assembly